AUGGAAGGAGAUGUACUCUGCUAUCCAAAUCUAAACUCCUCCUGCAAGAAACCUACCCAUCCUCACACUGAGGCCAUGCUGAUUUAUGUUCUGUUGUCAGCCAUUUCUAUCAUCACUGUGACUCUUAAUACGCUGGUCAUCAUUUCCAUCUCCCAUUUCAGGAAGCUUCAUACUCCCACAAACCUGCUGCUCCUCUCUCUGGCUGUCUCAGAUCUUUUGGUGGGUCUUCUACUGAUGCCAGUUGAAAUAAUCUACAUAGAGAGUUGUUGGUUUCUUGGUGAUAUUGUAUGCAGUUUUUAUUAUGUUAUUGACUAUGUUAUUACUUCUGCUUCAGUAGCAAACAUGGUGCUCAUAUCAAUUGACCGUUACAUGGCCAUAUGUAACCCGAUGACCUAUCACACUAAAGUCACUCAGAAAAGAGUGGAGGUCUGUAUUUUACUGUGUUGGAUUGCUGCAAUUUUAUAUAGGAUUGCUAUUUUAUAUGACCACCUUGAAAAUCCAGGCAUGUCUAACUCCUGCUCUGGAGAGUGUGUUGUUGUAAUUAAUUACAUAUCAGGAGCAAUUGAUCUAGUAUGCACCUUUAUUCUUCCUAUUUUAAUCAUCAUAGUUCUGUAUUUAAGAGUAUUUGUGGUAGCGGUGACUCAGGCUCAUGCGAUGCGGUCUCAGAUUGCAUCUGUCCGAAACCAUGAUCAGGCUCCCACAGUGAAGAAAACAGAGUUGAAAGCGGCCAGGACUCUUGGUAUUGUUGUAAUUGUGUUUUUGUGUUGUUUCUGUCCAUAUUACUACCCCUCUCUGACAGGUGAAGACACAUCUAUUGAUGCUUCAUCUAUAGAUGUUGAGAUCUGGUUGGCCCACUUUAACUCAUGUCUAAACCCUGUGAUCUAUGCCUUUUUUUACCCCUGGUUCAGGAAAUCUAUGAAACUCAUUCUUACUCUUCAGAUAUUGAAGCCUGGCUCCAGUAAUGCCAAUAUACUGUAG
Molecule: messenger RNA, 978 nt
Organism: Sphaeramia orbicularis (orbiculate cardinalfish)
Lineage: Eukaryota; Metazoa; Chordata; Actinopteri; Kurtiformes; Apogonidae
Product: trace amine-associated receptor 13c-like
Exons: 2
Coding region: 1-978 (325 amino acids)
Biological process (GO): G protein-coupled receptor signaling pathway
Cellular component (GO): membrane
Molecular function (GO): trace-amine receptor activity
Source: RefSeq, a predicted model, not a curated record